Molecule: messenger RNA, 1565 nt
Organism: Microplitis demolitor
Lineage: Eukaryota; Metazoa; Arthropoda; Insecta; Hymenoptera; Braconidae
Product: alpha-latrocrustotoxin-Lt1a
Exons: 3
Coding region: 169-834 (221 amino acids)
Molecular function (GO): protein binding
Source: RefSeq, a predicted model, not a curated record
AUCAAUAACAACUGGAUUGAUAUAAUUAUUUUAAAUUUUCUAAUUGACUACAAUAAAUUUGUAGAAUUUAUGGAACGUAUUGAGAUCCGAAGGCAAGAAAAAAAUCAGUGGCUGUACUAACAUUGGCUAAUCUUAUUUCAGUAAUCAUCAUAAAUCGAAUUUGCAGCCAUGUCAGAACUGCACGAAGCUAUUGCUAAUGGUGACACAGGGUUGGCCAUUAAGCUAAUAGAAAAUGGUGCUGAUGUAAAUGCUAGACACGAAGGUCAAACACCACUCUAUGUUGCUCUUGCUUAUGGUAAAAUCAGAUUAUUCAAAUAUCUAAAGAAGACAAAUGCUAAAAUAGAUUCACCGUGUGGUCCUCAAUCACCACUUGCUGUUGCUAUCCAUCAUAAUCAAACCAAAAUGAUUGAAUAUCUGGUAAACAAGGGUGGUAAGAACGUAAAUGCUACAUUUUAUCGUAAAAAAAUACCAUUGAAUAUCGCUAUCGAUGACGAUAACCUCGAAAUGGUUAAGUUCUUGAUAAAGAUUGGUGCCAACGUAGAUAACCAGGAUCUACAUUGGUAUGGUGAUCCUACGCCAUUAAUGCAUGCUAUGUCAAAGGGGAACAUUGAAAUAAUAAAAUAUAUAAUAGACAACGGCGCUGAUGUAAAUGAUGAGACAGUGCAUGAGCCAGCUUUAAUUGUAGCGAUUCGUCAGAAUAUGUUUGAAGUAGUUAAGUAUCUAAUAGAGAAAGGUGCUGAUUGGAAAGUUAUCUCCGAGUACGAGAAACAAUUAAAAGAAGAGUCUAUUGACCGCGAAAUAUGGGAUUAUAUUGACCAUAAAAUUGCUAGUUAGAUGAUGUGGUAACCUAAUAGAUGAAGAUCAAUUUAAUUAUUGUGACGGAGCUUCAACGGGUUUCUUACGGAAGAGUUAAGCAAGACUGGAGUAAGACGUUUUUCAUAAGUAUUCCUGUCAAAUAUUUCAUUAAGUCUUGCUUAAGAAUCUUCUUGAAGACUUACGGAAAUUUUUAAGAACAGCCCGCAGCAAUUCUUAAACAAUAUACGUUCUAUAGAGAAAUGCUAGGUCAGAGUUGCUGCAGAAUUGUUCAAGAUAUUGGGCUUCUUUUUCCGAGUUUCUCAAAGCUCACGUAGUACCUGUAGCAAACCCAGUGGGUCUCACUUCAAUUCAAAAAGCUACAAAUUAGUCAAAUUAUUGAUAGAUAACAUUAUAUUGAACACUAAGUGGGCGCCACUGAAUUUACUAUACUGAUGCUAAAUAGACGGCUCGCCAAUUAACGAAAAGGGCAGCCAUGGCCAGGUAUCUCAAGCAAGUGUAGGGCAAGUCUGAGGUAAUACACGUUGAGCAAGGUUUUGUCUUCAGCUAGAAUUACUACAAAUUUACUCAGGGUAUCUUACGGAAGUGUCUAAAAAAAUCGAGUAUAUAAAAUUUUAUAUACUUAUCGGAAAAUUAUCGUCAAAACUCUUCCCCACCAAGUGCUGCUUUUCAAUGAGCCCGACACCAGUACUCAUCUCUCAGCUCAUUACUCUGCAUACAAGAAUCUCAGAGAAAAUAUUUGAAUGAUUAGU